Xyrichtys novacula (pearly razorfish) is the source of this 29898-nucleotide messenger RNA. The record is from the annotation of a GenBank genome assembly. NCBI's taxonomy places the organism in Eukaryota, Metazoa, Chordata, Actinopteri, Labriformes, Labridae.
AUUGUAUAAAUGAAUAAACAGACUAAAUAACAUUUAGUAACAGUAUCUUCUUUCUUCAAGUCUGUUGUAUUUCCUGCCUGAUUAUGUUUUUUAUAUCCCUUAUCUACUUUUUUUAAUUUAAAAGAAGUUUUAGAAGUCAAUAAAAUCUUAAUUACAAAGAAGAUGUAAGUCAUACAAUCAGGAUUAAUGUGUUUGUUUUAUAAACAGUUAAAGCUCUUCUCUGGAGCUCAGAUCAUUCAAGUCAAACCCUGUGCAGACAUCCUCUUUUGAUCCUGAAGUAAGUUCCUUUUACAUUCUGACUGUACGUCAUGUUUCUGCUGGCUACUGAAGCUUACAUAAUUGUUCCUAAACUACACAUUUUCCCUUUUGUCUCAUGUUGCCGCAGCUUUGAUCACCCUUUAACACUUCCAUGAAUGUACUACUCCACUCUAGGUAAUGGUAAAAAAAGAACCUUGUGGUAUGAGAGGAAUGUCAGUGGUGUGACUGCUAACAUGACUCUGACUGCACGGGGUCAAAACAGGCAAACGGACCUCUAAGCUAAUUGCAUGGGAUAAAUGCAGGCUCCAUACAUGAGGUUCAACAUACCGUAGCUCUGGCGUCUUCAUUGUUCAACAGAGUUUUAGUCGAUAUACAGAAAGACAGGAUAACCCUUGUUUGGAGAGUACAUUACCUCAUCGACAUUUGUUUGUCAGACUCUUACUUAAUAUCUUUUAUAUCUUGUGUUUGGGUAGCUUUAUUUUCCACUUACUAAAACUAUGCUUUUAUUUUAAGGUGUAAGCUACUCCCUGCAGAUAAGUUGUCGGAACAGAAAAAAGUUAGGAAUCUCACUAAACUUUGUCACUUUGCAGUUUUUGUUGCAAGUGUGGAAAAGCACAAUACCCCCCCAUUUAUGUCUGCACCAGUAUACUGUGACAGCCCUUGUCUGGAGAAACACAGCUCUAAUAACCCUUUACCUAAAAAGUGCUUUUCUACUGAUGUAAAGCUUGACACUUCUUGUGGGUGUUACCCUUCAUAAAAUUUAUGGUCACGAAAUGACUCAAAAGAUCAAUAAAAAGUCUGAGGCUAUCAGUGUGUACCCACAUUAGCUGCUGAAAUGUAACCUGCUGCUUUAAUGUUACUGACAGCUUGUAGUUCUUUCAUGGAAGGGCUUUCUGGAAGGAACAGCCUCAGGUUUCAGUCACAGUUGAGAUGUGAAUACAGCUUUUUCUGGUCCCAAUUUACAAAGAAGUCUUCAGAGAAGUGGCAAGCACAGACAGCUAUGUUGUGGCUGCUGUCCCAAACACUGAGAGGUUGUGGUCAUGUUUUGAAACCAGUAUCUGGUCAUAUCUAUGUAUCUUAUGUCACGAAGCUUUGCCAAGAUUCAAAGGUGGGGUAGGCAGGAUCUGAGGAAGGGCCAGUGUUUGGGAAAAAUCUUGAAUGUAAACUCUACCCCUCCCAACCAGUUUUCCCCUCAGCUCCUCCUCUCCCCUCCCUCUCUGCUCCAGCAAGCUCUGCCCACAAACAGACGCUUCUGCUCGCUCAUAUUGUUUCAAUGAAAACCAGAUAUAAUGCAGAUAAAUACUUCGGAUAAUUACAAAUGGGGCCCAGUCAACUUCAGAGUAAAAAGCAUUAGUGCUACUGUAGAUGCCAACAGACUACCAGCAAACACAAUGUUUGCAGGACUUUUACAACUAGGAUAAAGUGACAUAGUCCAGGACCCAAGGUAAACAGUUUAGCUUAGCUUUAGGUUACAGGGUCUGUAAGAUCCCGAAGCGUUCCCCAUCAUUUAUGCUGAUGUUGACCCUGCUUUAUAGCUCUUGUCCGGUCUACCUCUGUUUUAAGCGCCUGUUAUUCCACCUGAGUCUCCGGUAUUUACUUCAUUUUCUUGCUUGCGUUUUCUGUACAUUCGGUUGAUUUCUACUAUCCGAUAUUGUCGCACUCUAACUUUGAUUGAGCUCGUGCACAUUAUCCGAGGACGUGGAGCGUGCCUCACAACAUGAGGGAGCAGCAUCUGCCUCACAAACAAUCAGGGUGAGGAGGCGGAGAAUGACUUUGUUUACAUUUAGAAAGAGCGGCCGCGCAAAAAAUUUAAAAUGUUGAAAACACAGGCAUAACAAAACACAACAAUAUCACGAUAUUCCCAAAUGUCAUCAAUAACUAAUAGCUAUUGACUGAUAUUAAAAGCUUUUUGUAUAUACAACACAAAAAUAUGCUUCUUUAACGGAACCCUGUCUACCCCACCUUUAAUGUGGACAUCCAACAUCGUAACAUGAUGUAGUAUGCAUGUAUUAGAAUAUAGAUCAGUGCAAUAAGUCUUCUUUAAAUCAGGUAGUUUUAAAUGAAACAUCAACCUACAUCAUUGCUAAUGUAAAGAUGUUUUCUCAACCCUUUUCCUUAUCUCAACAAAGUUUACUUCACCAAUGCCAAAUAAACAAAAGUGCUUGUGUUCUGGCUGAAAAGGAAAAGCUCUCAGUGAAGAAACCCAUCCAUUAGAUUCUCAUGUGUGCUUUACUGAAACCACCACAUGGCAUCGAAAGUCCCACUUCAACCCACGCAUGGAGACGGAGAUGGGGGAAUAGAUGGGCAGUGAGAGCCAGGUUGUUGCUGGGUAGGCAUCUUUCUUCUGAUAAUUUGCCAAGUCAGAUUCAGGACACCCCAGGGAGGCUUUACAGACGGCUCCAGCAUCUUUGAACAACCCCACAGUGCCAUCUCUCACCUCCCACUAUACCCACACACCAAGAUAGAAAAGAAAGGAGAGGAAAACAGAGAAAUCAGCAUGAACAGGUCUGGUCUAGGACAACUUGAACGCUGAGUUAGGCUGUACACUUGACUUCCUGUGAAAGAAAGAAAUGUUAAAAGAGUGCAGGAGAGGCAGAAGGAGAAAAGACCUUAUCUGGGCUAGAGCUCACCCUCUUUAGGUGAGAAAAUGUGUUGUUUCUGUCCCUUCUGUCCCACCAAAAGUAGAGUAUGUAGAGAGAUAAUGAGGACAGGGGUGGCAGACAGGGUAAAGGGCCUGAGCCUGAGCUUCAUAGUUCAUCUUUUCUGGGUUUAUCUGUGCCUACACUAGAGUUUAAAACAAGGAGAUGAGCCAUUUUCUCUUACUUUUGCUAUGACCUCCAGCUAGUAUUACUUCUCCUCCUCUAGACCCGCUGACUUAAUGAUGAAAAAUCAUUUGAAAAAGCUGCCGUCAAGCACUGCUGGUAACAUCUGAUUGCUGCUAUUAGAAACAAACUGAACAUUUACUUGGCUGCUAAACUACCGUUCACCCAAGCACUGCACAAGAAAUAAGGCGAUUACAACAGCGAAACUUGUUCUUCAUUUUGUCCAUUUUAAAAACUUUAACAGUAAAAUGUAAAGAGGGUUUGAAAGUUUGAAUUUUUGCCUUCUAAAAUGGCUCCAAGCUCUUGGAUCUUAGCCGUUAUUCGGAGUUCUUGUAUUUAACAUCUACGGAAUUUUUUUUUUUUUUUUUGACAUUUUCACAAAAUUGCAGAAGUUAGAAUCAAUCUGGUGCACGCUCAGUUAGAAGUUUACAUCCACUUGCAGUUUUAUAUUUCACACGAAACUUUUCAUUUUUAUAAAGUUUUCCAAAAGAACAUGUUACGUGCGAGGCUGGCUCAGAAGAGCCCCCUGUCUGGUCUCUCUCUCUCUCUCUCUCUCUCUCUCUCUCUCUCUCUGCCUCUCCCUCCCUCUCCCUGCAUCCCUGCAUUAGGAAGUCCAGGAAGAAGAUUGCUGCCCCUUACUCUGCUCUGCCAUGAGACGUGUGGAGGGGAUCUGAUUGGAACAUGGCUACCCUUCACCUGGCUCAUUAGAGGGGAACCAUCUUUAAAAACUUCUUCCCUUGUGUGCUCGGAUUCUCUGGCAGCUUACCUGGACUCUGUGACCUUACAAUAUUGGAACUAGACAAAGUAAAAACAUUUGGGAUUUGUGGUGGGAGAUGGGUAAGACUAAGGUACGUUGGGGUACCCUUUACAUUGCACAACACGUAGUCGCUCUUUUGUAUAGCACACCUUAUUUUGGAGAAAUAAAUAAUCCACACACUGGGAUUCCCACUUGAUUGUUUGUGUUGCUUCCUUGUGCUCGGCUAGAGGAGCGCAACAAACACCAGAAAGAGCAACUUUUGUUUUGUCGGUGCCAGCGGACCAAAAGCAGCCGAGAUACCAAGAGACACCUGUCCACUUGUCAUCUUGUCCUCUAGAAUUUGAAAGUCUCCUCAGUUAACACAACAUCCAAAACGUGUUUAUUUUGAAAAUUACCACAAUUAGCUUUAAAGUCACAUUAAGGGAUAAAAGGGAGGGUAUUACUCAUUUUUUCAGACUCUUUCUGAUACGUUUUUUCGUAGUUUUACAUUAUUUUCAGAUUUAAAAAAGCCUCCUGUUUAUCACUCUGGUGUAAAUGCUUCAUUUCAGCCGCAUUUCGGUGAUAAAGCAAGAAAUAAUUUGCAUUUUGUGAUAAGUGGUAAAAACUAAAGGCCUCAAAAAAGGUGAUAAAAAGUUUAGGCUGUUCUUACAACAAUAAAUCAGCACCAAGGUAAUUAUCGCUGCAAAAAGAAAACCAAAUACUUUAGUUUGAACAUCUUGUGUCAUUCUUAGGAGCUACAGUGCUGAAUAAUUAAGCUGUAUUAUGAUGUAGUCUAACAUUUAAAAGCAGAAAAUGACCUUUUCCCUCUGCUUCCUGCUCCCUGUCUGCUCCCACCUUUCGUAGUCUGAUCCAUCCAAAGGGAUCACAUGAGUCAUCAUUUGAUUACCGGCUGCUGCAGCAGACAACCAGAGCAGAACCGCUGGAGAUUUCAUGGUUUUUACAGGAAAUUUGCUUCUUGGCGGGUCAAGAACUUGAGCUCCAGGAAGGGAACUUUGAAAGAAUGGUAAGUCUUUAAAUUAUUCUCAAACCCUGUUAAUCUACAUUUUACAAUAGUAUACCUGCCAUCAUUUUCUUCAUUUUCCAUCUUUCUGUGGCUGGAUGGGUCUAAUAAUUACCUACUUUAGUGACAGAUACACGGUUAAAGAUAUUGAGGUUCAUAAGGACAUUUUCCAGGACAUCCUCUAAUUGCCUCUCAAAAACUUUGCUAACAAGACAGAAGAAUUUGCAUCCAACCCAGCUGCUCCGUGAGGUUAUCAAGUUCACCUGUGCUUAUGUUUGUAAUGUCCGGUCAAAUACGAGAAAAAAAAAAUUACAUGCCAAAAGUUGUUGCUUUUCAGAGGGGAAUGCCCUUUUCCUUGUUUCCAGGUCUACAUUUAAGCUAACAGACAAAUGCUGAAGACGUGCGAGUUAAACUAAAAUGUCUUUUGAGCUUCAAGAAAGCUUCAUUGUUUGUCGUUUGAGGGGCCGGACGGUAAAAGCACUCUGAAGGAACAAAAGGACUUUUUACAAACUGCCUCUGAAUUAGCAUCCAUUAAAGAAAAGCAGGCGAAAAAGUGGGUAGUUUGAUAGUUUAUUUGUCAGAUGGAGAAAGGUCAUAAAAAGAUGACACCUUUAAAAAAAAUGGCACAGACCUGUACAAGAGAUGUCCAGUUAGCCUUAUGCUAAUGCAUGUCACCGGCUGUUUUUAACAUGUCAACUGGAAGACGACCUAGUAUUGAAAAGCUGAAAGGGGGAUUUGCUACCUAUUGUAACAGAGGCGGACAUGCUGGGAUAAGGACAGUAGUCAAGUUAGGUCAUCUAAUGAAGUUAUUACUGUAGCUCGACUCGUAAAUGUGCUGAAGAAGUUUCUCAGUUUGCGAAUAAAUGAUUAAUAAUGAUUCAAUAAUCGAUAUUAAAUAAUCCUGGACAAAGACUUGUGAUAAUAUGAGAUUUAAACCUCUCUCGUGGUUUUAUCUGGAUGUUGAUCCUCCACUUAAACAAAAGAAAGUGAAGUUGCGCCUAGUUUAGAUGUGAAUAACAUGAAAUUUCAGGAAACUGACAUCAACAUCCCAGUGAAAACAAAACCUAAAAUUACAAAUUGUUCAAAACCAAACUAUGAUCUCUAUUUGAACCAAGUAAGGAUCAUAAACUGAAUGGGUCUUAGAUUUCCUGUUUGCCUCACAUAGCUCUGCUCCUGCCAGCUAGCAACCUGUAGCUAGCUGGCUAACUAAAAUAGGGUAUAACUUAACCAUGACCGCCAUCCUUUCAGAGAUGAUUUCAUUAUCAAGACAGCUGUCUUUUUAAACAUUUUUAUCCCUCACUACUCCAUUGAGUUGCACCCAAAUCCUGAUAUUUAAUGGUAUCACUCAGCCGCAUGUUUGAACUGGCAUGAUGUAUUUGUCCACAAAGGAUGUGGCUGCCAGGGAAAAGUAGGGCGCAUUUGCCUCUGAUAUGGGACAGCGGCCACUGUGAUGCAAUGUCCCCCUCCAGAAGAAGCAGCCCCUGAAUUAGAGCAAAGCUGCAUUCUAUCCCAAAAGGAGGAUCAUAUUCUUGGUAGUGAAAAUGGAGGUUAUAUUAAUAAUGCCUGUUGGGGUUUCGUAUUUUAUAACUUUGACUCUUAAGAGUUCUUCUUUCAGGCGUCAACACAUCAUGGUCUCUGAAGAGUUUAAUCAGAUGGGAAAAUCUUGUCUGAUGAUUCCUGAUCUCCAAAGAGAAAAUCAUCUGAAGGCUUUCCUGCUGGAUUUAAAUUAAGUGUAACUUCCCUUUAAGGCCUUUAUAGCUCAAACUGAUGGAAACAGUGACUGUACCAUCAUUUUAGUUUUUAAUGUAUGCGCUGCACUGUGAUACUUAAGAACACAUACAAGGAGAUGCAAUGGUGCAUUUGUGCCAGUGUGUUCAGGGAUCAAAAUGAAAACAGCAGAGUGAUUUCUCAAAUGGAAGUCGUACUUGGCCUUUUUGAUGAUACAGUCAGCUCCAAAUUCUGGAGGCCAAAGCUACUUGAAAAUGAAUAAAAUUUUUCCUGACUGCAAUCAAACCCUGCAUUGAAACACCAUAACUCAAGAGCUGGGUACAAAUGUCUCAUUUAAGGUGAAGGAUUGGCUUUUAUACCUGAGGCGUUGCAAUGGAAAUGGAAGACAAAACCACUGAUGGCAGAGUCAGACAUAUCUACUGCACAAUCAGGGGGAUUAAAAAGUGUCUUGUGGAUAUGAAGGUGUUGUUCUGGCUUUUGGUUUUUCUGCAGCACCGGUGUGAAAGUAACCUUUAAUAAUACAAGGAGCGACUGCUGCUUUAUGGGCUGGUGUGUAGGUAGAAAACUGGACUUUCUGUCUUCAAUAAUUCAACAUCCUUUGACACAAAGGUGCUAGAAUUCAUAACUUGUCUGGCUGGGUCAGCGUACUUCCCUCUGGAUCCAGACAGAGACAUCUCAAGUAGUUGAAGGGUUGCAUUUGAUGGGAAACAAGUCCGACUUUGUGCUUGGCCCCAGCUUUAGUUUAUUGUUUUGAUAUUUCAAAUCAUAAACUUUUCAUAUGACUGCCAGUACAUUAGAUGACUUUGUCAUGGUUGUGCUAAAAUGCUCUGUUUAGAUGGAAAACAAGGUGCACCUGUAAAGAUGCAUCUUCAUGUUUUCACAUAUUCAGACGAACAGAUAAACAACUAUAUGGAGGUUUUAUCAGGUGGGUUUCAAGGGUGAACAAAUGCAGUGAGACGGCUGUUUUUCCUAACUUUUAACAUCAGUGCAAAGCUAAACCAACCAGCUGCAGCUUUAUAUGUCAUAUUGCACUCAUUAUAAUAAUAAUAAUAAUAAUAAUAAUAAUACAUUUUAUUUAAAAGCGCCUUUCUGAGCACCCAAGGACACUUUACAGGGCAUAAAAACACAGCUAGAAACAUAAUUAAAAUAAAUAAGAACAACAUACAAGUGUGAAAGUAGACAGUUAAAGUGAGUAUGCGAUUCGGAACAGGUGUGUUUUGAGAUUGGAUUUAAAGUGGGGUAAUGAGUCCAUGUUCCUGAGGUCCGGGGGGAGAGAGUUCCAGAGUUUGGGAGCAGAGCGACUGAAAGCCCUGCUCCCCAUGGUGCUGAGCCGGGCAGAGGGGACAGAGAGGUGGAGGGAGGAGGAGGAUCUGAGGGAGCGUGAGGGGGUGGAUAUGUGGAGGAGAUCGGAGAGGUAGGGGGGGGCAAGGUUAUGGAUGGCCUUGAAAGUGUACAGGAGGAUUUUGUAGUUGAUUCUGAACUUGAUGGGGAGCCAGUGAAUCAUUGCAUCAGCACAGUACAGCAAACAUUCAACCCAAACGGAGAAAGAAAUUUAACAAAAUCUGAGUGAUACUUUUGCAUAGUUUUUUGCCAAAAAAGACAAAGUGACAAUAAUGAGAACAAACGUCCAUUGAUAACCAGUAUAUAAAUGGGCAAUCUUGGGGUUAUGUAUUGAUUGUUGGGUCGAACAAACACGACUGAACUGUUCUCAUCUAAUUAGCUGCAUUCUGUGCCUGUGUUUAUCAGGGAGAGCAGCGGCAGCUGUCAAGGACGUCUUUGCAGCCUUAAAGUGAGUAAAAGAAUUAUUACCACACCAUAAAAACACUCUUUGAGGAAGAACACCAGCACUGUGUUUGUACAGAGCUACAUACCAGCUACUUUCUUAAGUACAGAGGUCAUUUCCCUCCAGUGCAUUUCUCAGUGUGGCAUCUAAAAAUGUUUUAAAGUAUUGAGCAAAUCUGUCAAGUGUUGAUGUUUUACUUCUUUUCAGUUUAGUAGGAAACAGAAUUUUAAAAACCCUGUAAGGAUGUGUUUUUAAAGCAGAAUGAAACACUUUUGAUCAGAUGAGAGAGAUCUAAGAGACAAAGAAAACAAAUUAAGUACAAAACUUCUCACACUGCUGUUUUGUGCAGCUGGUAGAAUUGACAACAAACUUAUUUGGUUUCAACAAAUUUGCAGCCUGAGUCAUAAAAUCAAGUCAUAUGGCGAACUUGAAAUGUUAAGGGGCAGGGGCAAAAAAGGUAAAAGGCACCUGCUGUAUGCCAGAAAGUUGUUGUUAAAUCUGUCUCUAUAUGAAGAUCAUUUUUGAGCACUUUACUUUCUGGUGAUUAUUUCUGCAACAAUUUGUGGUGGGAGUUUAAAAGAAAAAACCACAAAAUUAUUCACACAUAAUUAUCAUAAUAUGAAGUAUGAAGCUCACAUUUGACUCCAAUUUGAUCUGUUAUUUUAACAUGUAAAUCAAUGAUAGUCUUGUUUGAUUUAACAAUUAAAUAUAUCUGACUUUCUGAGUAUCAAACUCGACUUUGAAACUGUAUGAAGUCUGGAGUAGCAAAAGGGCUCUUUUUCUGUGAAAGGUUCUUGGAGGGCUCUUUUCUACAUCACCCAGAAGGCACAAUUUCUAUUUUAUAUCCACUGUAAGGUUAUCCAGAGGGCCUUUUAUUCACAUUUUACACACUGAGAGGUCAUCCAGAGGACUCCGCAUUAUGUUUUAUCUUUUGGAGAAUCUUUUUUUUUUUACUUAAGGAGCAUCAAAAGGGCACUUUUUCCAGACUAAGGGGACAUCAUGAAUACUCUUACUUAAAAAACCCAAUUACAGCCUUGAACUGUAUGAUUAAACAGUUAUUAUUAACAUUUUUGUGCUUAAGUGCUUGUAGCAGACUGACUUCGAUUUUUUUGCUGGUGGGUUGUGCUCCUUAUUUUAGUGGACCCUUUACACAAAAUUUCAGAGUCAAUCAUCUUUUCUAGCUGGACCAAAGGAAAGUGUCUCAGCCCUCCAGGCUGUCCUGUCAUGCUGCUCAGCACUGAUUUUUUCUCCCAGAUUAAUCCUACGGCUACAAAAGGGGAUAUAGAUGCAGAAAAUGGAUCCCCAGCUGAGAGGGUUCAGACUACUACAGGAAAAUAGGUCACUGUACCAAAGAGAAAGUUUGAAAGCUUUAAAAGUAAAAUGAGAAACCUUCAAAUUCGAAGUAAGGCAAGAAGAAGAACGCUCCCACGCCGUGUGUCUGUGUGUGGGAUUGGAUCCUAAUGAUAUUCUUGUGAUUGUUCCUGGAGCUGGUCUGCUGAUUUUUGAGAACGACAUAGACUUGAUCCUAACUUGGCCUUAUAAAGAAAGCUGUCUUUGAUGAGCAGAGGGAAGUUCACAGCAAGAAGCAAGUUAUGAAUGUCUCUCUGGGCGGUGAAUUAAGGUCGCAGCAUCAUAUUCUCUGUUACAGCUACAGGGAUGAGAAAACCAACUCUGUGAGCAAUGAUAGAUACGGCCCCUUUUUAUACAGAAUUUAUGCCAUGAAACCUAAUAUAUACGAUGACUGUUGUUGUCUUUCACAAUAUUUAUAUAUUUUAUUUUAAGGGAACCAUAAUGAUCUGAUGAAUUAAAACGACACAGCUUAAACAAUUGUUAGGCUUGAAGAGUAAGAUGUGAGACAGAUUUUCCACAAAACCACACGACAAUGAAGUCUUCAAUCACACACACUUACGAGAGAACACUUCAUCCUGUCUUGCAAACAUCUGUUGAAAUAAAACUUUAUUAGUUCUUGUGUUAAUCUGUUCUGUUUGUUAAAGUCUGAAGUGGGCCAUCUGCUUUUAUUCUUUCAUGUUUGCUCAUUUAAAUUGCUUUUAAAAAAAAGUUUUUACAAACAAACCAACUCUUCUUUGAGUCUUUGGCAUUUGAGUUUGAUAUAAACAUCAUCAUUCUCACAUGACCACAGUCAAAGGUUAAUGUGUUAGCACUUGCCAACAUCCAACUGAGGCUAAUGGAAUUAACAAAACUUUUGCACAUACUUGAUGAAGCAGAUGAUGUGCUAAAUUACAAAUGUCCAGAAAUGACCAAAUCUUGUAUUGAAAUUCAGAAACAGAGUUUACAAACAAACAUGAAAUCCAUAUAACCAAUAACUGGAUGAGUUCAGUCAAUCUUGACCGAUGUAGUUUAUGUAGUUGACUUAAUGCUGACUCUAUGAGACUCACUGUAGUGCAAAAGUAAAUUAAAAAAGAUAGUUCCUGAAGUCUUUUAAAAAGUCUUUGGGGCUCAACCAAUGGGGACUAUGAAUGUUGUCUGGAAACCUCAUAACUCAUCUGGAGUGUUGAAGGGAUUAGCUAUUGACAACAAACUGUGUGUAACAUGUACAUUUGCACUAAAGUGAAACUAAGUUGUCACUAGAUGCAGCUGGAUUCAUCCCCUGGGGACCAUAAAAGUUUUUUGUGAUUAACUUUAUAUUUAAUUCGACUGAGAAAAGUAGAAAGGUUCAAGUCAAUGUUACAGCAAUGAAUAUUAAGAUAUAUAUUCACAUUUACCCGUACCUAUAAAUGUAGAAAGAUACAUUUAAAAAGUAAAAAAAGAAAAAAACAAAUUGAUAAAUUUAUAUAUAGAAAUACAUAAAAUAAUAAUAAAAACAAAUAUAGGUAACACUUUUCAAUAACUUAUAAAUGGUAAAUAGACCAUUUAUAAAUGGUAAGUAGAUAGUUUAUUAAUGUUUAAUCAUCAUAAAUAAAUAGCAUAUAGACCAUUAUAAACCUAACCCUAACCCUAACUUUACAAUAACCAUCUAAGUAAUGUUUAUAGGUGGUUUAUAAAACACUUAUCAAUCAUUCUCAAAGUAUUACAAACAUCAGUUGCAACUUUACAAAAAUCAUCUAAGUAAUGUUUAUAGAUGGUUUAAAAAUCAAAUAUUAACCAUUUGCAAAGUACUACUGACACAUAUUUUAAUCUAGAUGUUUUACAACCAAUAUUUAAACCAUAUAUAAACCUUUAAUAAAUAGUCCAUUAAUAAUUCAUGAAAAUUAUAUUAACUUACAUUAAUAAACGAUCUAUUUGCCAUUUAUAAAUUAUGGUUAUUGUAAAGGGUUACCCAAAUGUACAAUAUGUUAAAUAAUAAUAAAUUACAUGUGCAUGUAACAAGAUCAAAGGAAAAAAAUAAAAGAUAAAAAUUAAGGGACCACAAAAGUUGAUACAUCCUGCUGCAAUCGACAUUUUAGUUUUGAAGAUUUAACUCAUAACCAAAAAUUUGAAUAUUUUGAAAAACGUGGAAGUGCUACAUUAUAAACAUUAGAGUGAUCUGGGGACCAUGAAUGUCUGCAAUAAACCUCAUGGCAAUGUAUCUUAAAGUUGCUAGAAGGCUGAACCCAAAAACAAACGUGAACCUCAUGAUCAGGAUACAAAAACCCCUAAAACUGGUCACCAUUGUCCUGAAAUCCACGAAACUCAAUUCAACAGUUGACGAGAUUUGUUAGUCAAACUUACAGACAAAACUGGACUCACAAUAAAAGUUUCCAUGUAGAAAGAAAAAUAGACAAUGUCAAGCUUAUGUGAUUCUGAUAGCUUAGAAAAUUUUUAAACUAGUUUCAUUCAAACACACAUUAAAAGAAUCUCGUUGGAGAAAUAAAAGGGGGUUGUGGUUGUGACUGUGUUCCUUUGUAAGAAAACAUGAUCAUACAAAGUGCUACUGGCUGAUCAUUAGCGACUGAAAACAAUGGCAUACAGUUGUAAAUGGUCUUGUUCGCCACACAUCCCUCAUGCUCACAUGCAUAUAAUCCCUAACACACACUCCCAUGAAUUGCCCACUGGCUUUCACUACAACGCUUUGAAGAGUGAGGAAAGGACGAGACCCUUUGUAAAUCCCUUAAAUACACCCACUUCUCUCACUCCUCCCUUCUUUCUCUCUUCUUCAUUGAGUCCCUCUCUGUUCGGCUCAGACCAAGAGUUAGACCUUCACAUGUGAAGUAAAGCUCUGUGGAUAUAGGACUCAUUGCUCAGCUAUGCAGUAGAGAGGCGGAUUAAGACUCAGGACUAAGGCUGGGUGCCAGUGCAAGGAUUGGGCAUUUCGCCAUUUAUGCAUGAUCUGGAAAGAAGGAGAAACCUCACUCUUUUUUCUCUCUCAGUUUUUAACAAAACUCCUCUUUGCUCCUGUGUCAUUCUCCCGCUCCUUCUCCCUUUCUCCUUCCACCCCUCUUUCCCCUCUUUCUGAACCAUGACCCUUCUUUCAGAGGACCAGUCCGCCAGACCCCAGCCCUGCCGGCUUCCAGAGCCUGGCAAACACAUCCGCAACUCUCUGCACCAGUUCUCAACGGGCUACUCUGGCUCCAAAGAGGAAUACAUGACCAGUGGGGAGAGCGUUGUUUACCAAAACAUGGACCCCCCAAAGCGCUCGAGGGGCCGACUCAUCCUCCACGGCAUGGUCAUGUUUGGAAGGGAAUUCUGCUACGCCGUGGAGGCCGCGUUUGUCACACCUGUGCUUCUAAGUGUGGGUCUCCCUCGCAGCCUGUACAGCCUGGUGUGGCUGAUCAGUCCCAUCCUGGGUUUCCUGCUCCAGCCCAUCAUCGGCUCGGCCAGCGACUACUGCCGCUCGCCGUGGGGCCGGCGGAGGCCUUACAUCCUGGCCCUUGGCAUCUUUAUGCUGCUGGGGAUCACCUUGUUUCUGAACGGGGAUGCGGUCAUCUCAGGUAAGGUUUAAAAGAUGAGUAAAGAAGGGAGGAGGAGAGAAAAUUAAAGAUAGACAUCAAGAUACGAAAGGGAUGUGGUAUUGGUCAUGCUAUAUUUAAAAAUGGAGUAAAAGAUCUCGGGUUGUCUGGGAGGAAAUUGGACAGUAUGAUUAAUCAUCUCUGUCAAUAAAGAAGACUGCUGAUAAGGGAAAGCGCUUGUAAAUCCUCUGAGAAAUGCAGUGAUUCUUGUUCCAAUAACUUUUAUUCCUCUUGGCUCUUGAUUUAAUAGGAUUACUUUUUUAUUGAUUCAAUAAUUUUGAUUUUAAUUUUAUUUUGAAGUAUUUUUUGGCUCCCUCUUGCUCUUAAGUUUGUACACACUCCGUGAUUCAGCCUAUAAUGAAGUUGGCCCCGUCAGUCCAGAUUUAAAAAGAUUUAACUUGUUUAAUGCGUUGGCAUAAAGCCCUGAAAGGCUCUUACGCUCACAUUAUUAACUUGUGACUUAAGUUAAUUGUGUGACUUUUUAAGGUAGCCCUGAUCCGGUGCCCACUGGCUCAGAUGAACGAUGAGGAAUGAGUGUGAGAAAUUUCUCUGUGCAUUUUAGUGUCAAGCAGAAAAACCGCUGAUAUAAUUAAGAGAAAGACUCCUCAGGAGUCUAUCAUGGGAUAAACUCACUGUACAGAAAAAUGCGUGACCUUUUGAAUAAAAGAUAAGUAAAGAACAGAUGACAGGUGAAGAAUAACGACCUGAACCGACAUUUCUUGGGCUCAUCCGCACUGCUGUAUUGUUUCCCCCGGAAAAGUUUCAUUCAAUUACUUCCUCCACUCUACGUGUCACAGUUUUUCUAAACCCUCCAAUCAUUGAGCUUGAUAUAUCUCAAUACCACAAAUACAUCUACUGACUUGGGAAAACAAUUACAGUAAUCAUGCAACAUCAGAAUGAGAGAAAGAGAGGAUAAUUUUCCAAAGCCUGCCUCACAUCUCUCCACCUUGGCCACAAAAGAUCAGUCCUCUCUGGGGAUCUUGUUCAUGAUUAGACCAGGAAGCACUUUUAUAACUAAACCAAAUGAAUGCAGGAAAGAAUUUGUAAAACAAUAUGCAUUUAUUCACGCUGAAAUGGUCUCUGAAUGCUGUAAUUGUUGGUCGGGUUCAUUUUAAGAAGCCCCAGGGCUUUGCUCUAAUCAUCAUAUGAAUUAUCAAAUAUUUCUUUCUCUGUGGCGAAAGCAGGGUAAGCUGAUUACCUUUCCAUGUUUCUCAGGGGUGUAGAAAACGCUGCAGGAACCGUGUGACAUUAUGUUUGCAUUGUUGGAGCAGCUCUCGGUCUAACAGCCUCACGUUGGCCGCUAUAAGAAUGAGUCUUUUUGUGUUUGAAAAGAUUUUUAAAAUAAGUAAAACAAAGACUGAAAGUUCCUUUGACUGUACUUCCUGAAAUUCCUCCAUUCCUCUGUACAUAUCCUCAAAAUGUAGGCAGACCUUUGAGUUGUUCCUGCUUUAAUCUUCUUUUUUUGAAAAAUCAAGACAUGGCAGAACUAUUAUCAUGUCCACCAGACAUAUCUGGUUCUUUUUUGUCCUAAUUUCUUUCGUAUACUUUCUUUCUGUCCUUUUCCUCACAGCUAUCUCCCUUACACAGAUUGCAAAUUUCACCCUUUAGGUAUUCAGUCGCUGAAAUAGCCGCAGCGCCUGAUAAAUGUAAAGAUGUUUCGUUCUUGUUUUUCCAGCGAUAAUCACAGAUAAGUCGUUGAAGAGCGUCUGGGCCAUCGUGGUGGUGAUGUUCGGCGUCGUGCUGUUCGACUUCGCCGCCGACUUCAUCGACGGGCCCAUCAAGGCUUACCUGUUCGACGUGUGUUCCUAUCAGGAUAAAGACAGGGGCCUGCACUACCACGCUCUGCUCACAGGUGUGUAGCACUCAUGUCUUCACAAGCAAACAAAUUAACAGUCUUCUUCUGCCUCCAGUAUGAAUCUGGAUGGAUUUACUGCCAGUUAUGGUCUCCGUUGAAAACAAAUUCCCGCCGUAAUAGCUUGAUAAUUUCUCACACACACGAUAAUGGGUUGAAAAUGAUCUCUUUCUGGCACUACUGGUGGCAUCCUGGUGGGUGUUAACAGCUGAAGAAAGAGUGAAUAUUCUUAUGAAUGGUGCUGUUGUUGGCUGGUACCAUGUACCUGUCAUGUAAAACAGUUUAGAAGUGAGUGUGCAGAUGAUUUCUCUUUGCUGUGGGUAUAAAGUGAAUAUCGGUAAAGGACCAUUUCGCUAAUGUGCACAUCAGUAACGGUCUGAGCUUUUUCAUAGAGGCAAAUCAACAGUUGAGAGCAGAUGAGUUUACGGUGGUUGCGCUGAAAUCCAAAUUAUCGAAAUGCAGCAACACAGUCAAAUUAUCCCUUUAUGAUCAAGCAGAAGCUCUUGUUAUGUAUGACUUGUCCAAGGCAUCUGCUGUAGCACUCAUGACUAAAAGAUAAUCAUCCAAUGCUACUGUUAGAUUGAUUCUGUUGAUUUCUUGGUAUGUUUUUAGACUAUUUUACGAUCUGUCAUGUUUCAUUCACAAUCUUACAACAAAAAGAAGAAAUCUGAGCAGGCCUUGAACUGUAGAUGCUGUAGCUCGAUGAAAAGAAAAGUGACGUUCUUCCGGUUUCCUCACGUUGUUAGUGAUUUUGGAUAAAGCCAAUUCAAUGAUACAUACAGGUCAAAUGUUCUGAGUAGUGUGUUUUCCGGUCCUUUAACCAAGAAAUAUAACGCAUUAGUUCUGUUACCGAAUAUUGGGCUCAGCAGCUUUUUAACUGAAAGCUGCUUUAAUAAAUAUUUUGCGUUUCAGCACUGAAUCAAAUGACCUUGUGGGGUUUGCGUACAGCCAUAAAGAAUUUUUUUACUCAACCACGCAGCUCCGCAUUGCAGUUUAGUUCAUUUCAGCUUGUUCUUUUGGCCUCCCCACCAAAUUUCAACCUGGAACUUGAUAGAUUAUAUUUAGUAAUGUUGGCUGCUUAAAAAGCUCACAUAGAGGAGCAUGAAGCUGCGAAUAAGUUAGAAAACAUGUUCAAGUUUGUCAAGAUUUGGCCAGUUUUGACUCUCUCAGUUUUGACUAUUUUAUCAGGACAGUUUCGCUUUGUUACAACAAAUUGCUUCCUUUAUUUUUUAGCACUCCUUCUCAGAAGAGCUUUUGUCUUAGUUGCAUUCCCAAAUUCUCUAAACUGUGUAUUCCUCAGCCUCUCAAAUCAAGAAACAUUUACAUGUUGCGAGUUCUCAAUGGAUUUCACUUUGACCCCACUUUCAGGCUGUGGUUAUGUGGCUGAAUUAAUGAAAAGAACCUUCUCCUGAGAUACAAUAAUCAGAGCAAAUAAUGUCCAAUUUAUCCAAAAUACAAUGCAGUAAGAAAAAAAUGUAUAACAUGUUUUUAGCCGGAAUAAUGGGCAUUAUUAUUCCACUCCCAUGGAAAAUUAAAACAUCUUCCUUUGAAUAGUCAAAUCAAAUCAAAUCAAACUUUAUUUAUAUAGCACCUUUCAUGCAAGCUGCAACACAAGGUGCUUUACAAGAAGAUAAAAACAAACAACGGUAAAAAACAGAGAACGGUAAAUAUAAGGCAAUUUUGUAUAUAUUUUUUUAUUGUUCACUGAAAGGAGCUGAGAUGUACAAGGCAACAGAAGCAUUUGAGAUCUUCUCAAAUAUUGUCCAGUUUCCUGUCGAGUGGCACUUAAAGAUGCAUUCAGAAACAAGUUGGUGGUUUUCUUUUCACCUUUGCUAUUCAGGAAAUAUACUUCACUGUGGACUCCCCAAUACCCUACUGUAAACAGUCUAAAAAGAUGGCCUCUAGAUUUAAAUAAUAUAACUAUAUUAAAGUAAUCGAGUCUAAGAAACAAUGAAAGGAACAUUAUUAAGCAGCACAAAAACAUUACAUUAAUUCAAAGACUUGAGCUCUACUUGAAGUUAUUAUCCUUCAAAUCAAUAUGUAGUUUUCUUAUUACACAAUAUCAGUUCAUUGAAUUUAUCUCUGUAAAUCUCAGGUAAAGUUUACGGUCAUUCAGCUAAAGUUUGAACUUCUACGCUACACCAAAAAGCCACAUUCAAGCUGUCUCUAAAACCCCACCAAUCUUGAAAAAACUGUACCAAAGAAAUCGGUUGGGAAGAUCUCCAAAAGAAACCUGUACUCUAGUGCUGGAUGAUGUUUUUAGUGUGAGUGUCAGCGGUGCACUCAGCUGUCAGCAGGCACCGGGUGGUGUGAGCAUGCUAGUCAGGCUGUAAUCCAGCCCUGAGCUAGUCAUGUGCUGCAGUCAUGGGUCUGGGCUGAGAGAGACAGAGGCCAGGCACAUGACUCUUAGAUGCCGCUGCUGCUGCUGGUAUGUGAGGUUUGGGGAGGGAGGAGCACAAACUGUUGUGUGUUUCUUUGUGAUUUUUGUAAUUCUUUUGUUCGCCCAAAUUUCAGCUGGAGGGUGAACAAGUCUUAGGAAAUGUUAUUAGUGUUCUGGCCCAUUUGCUAGAAAGCCCUUACAACAUUAUACACAUUCAUGGUUACCAGGGGAUGAAUCUUAAUAUAUUUUAUGAUUCACUCUCAUCUAGCUCCACCUACAGACCAAAUAUUAACAAGUCUGGUAAAUUAAACAUAUUCAACAAAAAAAAUGUGAUCAAUAUUCAACUCUAGAGGGUGGACUCUUCUUAUGAACUGUCGUUGCUGCUUCUUAGCCCCUUAACUCAACAUGCAGUAAACUGGAUCCGUUUGUGAGGCGAAUUUCAUGGCGGAUUAUAGACAGCGGGGAGAACUCACAAGAACCCGUGGAUUCAUUUGCAAUUGUGCAAUAAUGAGUUGUCUCUGUAAAGACAGUUACAUAACCAUAUAAGCAGGAGAUUGUGUCCUUCCAGAGGAGGAAAUCUACUUCUAGACUUCUAAAAUCAGCAUCUCCUCAUCCAUGGUGCCAUCGGAGUGAAAUGCUGUCUAUAAACCUUUCACUUGUUUGUCCCCGCCUGUUUGCAUGGUGUGAAAUAUGAUCCGCCUGAAACACAUAGUGUUAUAUUUUGAAGAGAAGCUGGAUGUUAUAUUUUGUGCCUCUGCCUGACUUCCUUUCCAGCAUGGGUUUAUCUCAUAGUCUGUAUAUACUAUGGACGACUUGGUUCCGCCUACCGCCUGUAUACGAAUUUGAAGCCAAAUAGCUCUCGGUAUUUCCAGGAUUUUUCUUCAUUUCCUGAAACCAGCGCUGUGCAGUAGCAUUGUGCGCAUUCGGCAGGAGAGUCGCAGAGAGUUGCUGUGAUGAUGCUCGGCUCAAACAGUGUAUUCGUCGGGUGAGCUACAGAAUCCCUGAACGCCAAUAGGCUGUAUCAGGUGUCAAUCAUAGAAAACAUAAACCCCUAAUAACUUUUAAAAAUGGAGCUUCACAGAAAAAAGAGGACUUGAGCACAAACCAGUCAUCUAAAGUUUGUCCACAGCCCCAUAAGCUUUGCUGGCGGAGGCAGGAUUUAUGACCUAUACUGCAGCCGGUCACCAGAGGGUGCUGUUCUCGGAGUGGCUUCACCCAGCAAGGAGGCAGACAGUGUCUGUUCUAUAUACAUUCUAUGGUUAAUCUGCACUGAAUUUUUCCAGCAUGCCCUGGUGUCCAGAAAAAUUAGAACUCUUGUGAUCAGCUGUGGAGUCCGCCGAUCUGCAGCAUAAUGGAAAGAGGCCGGAGGAAAUUGACACAUUAACUUGAAUGGUUGUGAUCAGCUGAGAUCAAUGGAUAUGGCCUUUUCGUAGCCGUUCUGGAUGCGGUGGAAACUGGGGGUGACUCUAUUUCACUUAUUCUUGACUCCCACAGGAUAAACCUUUAUGUAUUUCAUGACAUCGUUUAAUCAACCAACAUGUACUUGGGUAAACCUUGUCUUAUUGAGGUAUUCUAGUUAGCUUGGCUUGCUGACAUCUGCAUUAAACUCCUGUAGCCUGACCAUGUUUCUUAAAGCUCCUGUAAGGAACUUUUGGUUUGUGGCAACUUUGGCACCCCCUGUGGACAAAGUAGUCCUUUCUCAUUGUCUCUUCUAAGAGCUUAAGCAGCGUCUUAUCACAAAUAAACUCAUCCUGCUGCCUUUUGACAAAUAAGAUGUUGUAAAGUUUAAAAUGUCCACAGCAGCAUUUUCACACUAAUUCUGGCUUUUCAGAAAGCCAUUUUCAUCCUGUAAAAUAAGGCGUUAAAUCAACUUGAAUGAUGCUUUUUAAAUUUAUUAAAAGUAGGUCAAACCUCAUCUUGCUGAUUUCAGUCCCUCUCCCAUUUUUCUAACCUCUGAAGGUUUUCUGAGGUCUAGUGGCAUGACUGCUACGCCCUGCAAAAAAUAAUACAGCCCAGAGUUUUUCCAUUUGCAAAAUUAUGUACACAGUCAAACUGACAGUAGUGACAGAAAGGGAGGUUCCAGUAAUGCACUUUAUGGUAAGCAGUUGAAUAUACAAUAUAAAGUGUGAUGUCCUUGUUUUGUCAGUGAGUAAUUUUUAUUUGGAAUCAAAUACUUCACACUGAAAAAAAGGGUCAUUAUUUCAGAAACUGCAUCAUAACAAAACAAAAUAUGAUUGUGCCAUGGCAUUUUACAUCUUCUUCUGUGCUGAAUAACAAACACUCUGAGUCAUUAUCAGUGCAGAUUAGAUGAGGUCGUUUUGGUCCAUCUGCUCAUCUUAAAGCAAAUGUACCACAGUAACACACAAAACAAGCCGUUUUUGCUUCUUAAAGUGCUUCUCAGAUAAGCAAUUAGGGUCCCUCACCUUUUCUCGAGGCUCUAAGGUCAGAUUAUUUAAAUGCCUUUUUAGAGAAAUUAGAAGAGGCGGUGUUGUUAAUGAAAGCCGGAAGAGCUGAGUGGUUUGUGGCAUUUAACUCUGCCCUGAAGCACAUUUAGUAUGGGAGGUGGUGGUAUAUUUGACUUAUUCCCCCUGUCAGCAGUUGUCAAACUUCCAUGUGAGAGGAAACAGAGCAGGCUCUUAUUCCUGUUCCUGACAAGGUCACAUCCAACGCCUGCAAACUGGGUUUGAAAUAUGUAGCCAGGAGUGUUUGAGACUUACUGCUGUGAGCAAAGCAAACAAAUAAAACUCCCCAAUCUGACAUAAUCGGUGAUUAUCAUCUCUCUUCAACUCCUGCAGCGCUUAUCAUUUUGUGUUGAUUUGUGCCUCUUGUCUGCAGGGAUAAUUUCCUGUAGAUGUAUCAGGAAACCCACUGUUAGAUUUAAUGUGCCGCAAUAAAAAAAAUUGGAUAAAAUAUUGCUUGUUCUUCUUUUAUGACAGAUUUCUUAUCAAACCUCUGCGAAAAGCACAACAUUUUUCUUCCCUUUCAUUCUAUAAUUUAUCCCUAACUACGCGUAUAGAUUAAAGUUCCUAUACAGAACAGUAUAAUCACUUACAGAGUUGUCAUCACUAAUAAAUCCUGCUUUUAGUACAGUUGUUGCAACAAAUAUUGAAAGUAUCAACACUUAUCCCAGAGAUGAGGACACAAAAAGUCUGUUUUUUUUCCAAACUGAUUGAUGAUUUUAACAUUAAGGGCCUGUGUCCACUGGCAGUUUUCGCUCUGGCAGCAUCCACAAUCUCAGUAUCAGAGAGCCUCUCACCAGCAAUUUGUGUUCUUAAGUGACAAAAGCUUUCCUGUGUAGUGUUUUGUUGUUUGUGAACGAUUCGUUCAAUAGAACCAAAUCUUUUAAGUGAACGUACUGAACUGAAUCACUUCCACGAGUGAUUCAUUCGUUUCUCACUUCAGUUGAGCUGAAGUGAGAAACAGCAUUGCCAGGACAGCAGCCAGCGAACGAGGGAUCGCAUGCACCGAUGCCUGAAUCACUUGGUGAUCGAAUCACACAUUGAACUACACUCUCUGAAUCAUUUUUGUCAGACAAAACUACCUUUUUUUUUCACUGCUAAAUUGCCAACAACAACUUGCACACAAUUGGACACAGCAUGUAACAAGUAGCGCAUUAAACCCGCAGCAUCCUAUCAUUGCAGCGGUUUGCGAGGGAACGGUGCAUGUUCAGUGUGAAUUCUUCUAAACGUUCAGUGAACAAAUCACACUGCGCCCAAUUUACAGAGCAGACCUGAUAAAUGGUAUACCAUAGGACAGCUCACUUAAAACAUCAUGACUUAUAAACAAGUUCAUUUUUACAAACCUGUUGAACAAAGCAACACAGCCAAACACUCUCGUCUCCCGGUCCCAGAAGCUAUGAAUUGAACUGAAUCCUGAAACGUUCCGUUGUGUAUCAGUUCAGGAGGUUGGAGUCGCAGGCUUCUCCCACCAAAUGAUUCGGUGAUUUGGUGAACGAAUCUUUUGAACGAAUCUUUUUAGUGAACUGAUUCUAGUGAUUCAGUACAACUAAAAAAACUGCAGUGCCCAUCACUAGUCCUGUGGCACCUCUGCUUUUCUUUGUACUGAUUAUAUUCCUUUACAAAAUAUCCAGUAUGUUUCAUUUUUGCUUUUAUGCAACAAAACUUUGACAAAGAAAACAUAAAAAGCAAUUUAACGAAAACAAUUAAAACAAUUUUCACACUCUUCAAACAGUUAGCACCAGCCUUAGACAUGGAAAUAAUGCCUCAAAAAACAAGUGUAGUUUGUUUCACCUCCCUACAGUUUGUUGCCAUAGCUGUAGAUACAGUUGAUAUCAGAUUUUAAUUGGUUGGUCAUGGAGCAGCGACAGUGGUGUGCAUAGCAGUUCCAUUAGUUGAACCUUUGUUUGAAAUGAGUGCAGUGACAAAAAUAAUUGUUUCUGAGGGUGUUUUUGUGCUGAAAAUGCUGAACUCCAUCGGUUUGAACAGAAAAUAGGUGCUACCAGCAUGAUUAAUAAACAAGUGGACACAGGCCCUAACACACAUAUUUAUGCAUGAUUUAUUAGGAAGUUAUCAGUCAAAUAAAGGUACUUCUCACAUGUCCAGUCCAAUAAAUGAGGUCUUUGGUUCUUGUGUAGUUUCUAGCCACAGAAAGCACUUUUUUCCAAGAUGUUAUGUUUGAAACCGUUUCAGCCCCAUGCAGCAGCUCUGCUCAGUUGUUGCUCAUUAGUACAGCAGAGCGUUACAUAACUACAGAGCCAAAUGUUUACUUUAGAAAUCGGUGGCAACAAUAGCAAAGAUGAAUGAAAGUCACUGUGGGAUAGUACAUAAAGGGUUGUUACUAGAUGUUGAAAUAGGACACUGUUGCUUAUUAUGCCAUACCGGUGAUUAAAACACAUCCACAUCUUUCUCUGAUGCUUCCAUUCAUCUGCUUUUUCAUGUCUUCAUGGAGUUGUAACCAUUUCACUGUCUAUUUCAGGUCUAGGGGGGGCCUUCGGCUAUCUUGUAGGCGCUAUGGACUGGGGCCACUCUGUGAUCGGCAAACUGCUGGGCUCUGAGUACCAAGUCAUUUACUUCUUCUCAGCACUGACAUGGGGAAUUUUCCUCACCGUGCAUCUCUUCAGUAUUCCUGAGAUACCGCUGGGCAAGGCACCAUCUGCCGCUGACCUCACGCCUCCCAGUGCCCUCCGCCUGCUGGGAUCCCACAGCAAUGUUUAUGGGUCUCUGGCUAAAGAGCCUGUCUCCUUACCUACAUCCAUCCCUGAUCACAGGCCCAGGUCAUUUUCUGCCCUCGGUGAGGCCAACUCUGUGACCUCCAGCGCCAAACAGCCAAACAAGGUACUUAAGGAUAAAUAACAAACUUGAUCAAAACUUCUGGAAUACAAAUUUAAUCUAUUGAUUUACCACUUUACAACAACAUCCAUCCUUUUUAUGCCUACAGGGAAAACAAAAUUCUGUUUCUCACUUUAAUUUCUGUUGUUUCUUUUAGAAAAAUCUUAUGGAGAAACAUUUUCUAUAGAGUAGCUCCCGCAGAGAAAAUGAGGACCGUUAGAUUGAUUCGAGCACAUCCAAAGUAAAUAAUAAAAAGAGCUUCCAAUCUCAGUAGACAUAUUGCCACCUGCGAGAACGGCAUUUCUGAAGUUUACCUUUAAAAGUAGUCUUAAUGUCAGCUCUUUUUCAAGCCUCUUCUCAGCCUCUGGUUGCUUUAAUGAAAUGAUUUGAACGCUUUGAUAGUCAUGUUUGGAGUACUAUGCCAGGCAUGCUGAUACCUCUGAAAGUUAACCUUUGGAGAGACAAUGGUGGUAACCUUUACAGUGAAUAUAAAGGAAGUGCUAUUAUUCCUAUUUUUUAGCAUAAAAAGAUAAAAUCAGUACAUAUUUUUUACUAUUUUAAGUUGAUAUUUUGUCAUCCAGAUUGUUUUUAUCAACCAGACAUGCAGUCUCUUUGCUCGGUUGGAGUAUUUAAACUCUAUUUUUGUUUUCAUUUAUUUGUUUGUUAAUCAAUUAAAUUACAAAUACAUUCACUCAGGUGUUUGUUGGUCUUAAAAGUCCCAUUUAGUGGUCCAGGGUCAAAAAUCCCACGAAAAGAAAUCACAAGACAUCAUUAUACCAAAUCUGAAUACUUGUCCUGUAGAAUCACUAUACUUGGAUUCAUACCUGGUCAAAUUUUAGUGUAACAGAUUUAGCACGAACCGCUUCAUUUCUGAUGUAAAUGAUAACUCAGACAUAUGACAGGUGAAAUUAGAAUGUAGAUUUUUCUCUGCAGAAGAAACUCUUGAAACAUGUGAAGCAAUAAUAAAGUAAUCUGAAUGUAAAUGCAAAAAUGACAUUUGAAACACCACCCACGAUCUUGUGCUGAGGCAGUUUAUAAGUAUUGAUAUAUUCCCUCUCUUUCUAUAGAAGUUUGACAUUUAACUAUCCCUUGGAACCCUCUUGUUAAGGUCGUGUUUGAGGUCAGUUCUUAUGAAAAGGGGUUUUUCAUUUUGUAUCAUCUCAUCUGAGCCGUGGACGUGGUUGAAUGUCAAGAUGUUACAUCAAGAGUAUCUCACACACUAUGUCCCCUUUUUUCCUUUAUUGCUUUAAUUAAUUAUUAAGUUCAAGGAGGAUCAAACUGUCUUCACAGUAUUCACAUAAAAAACAGAAAAUUACAUAUGAGUCACUUUUCAUUAUGUUUCUCCUCUUGAUCUUGAGCUGUAAUCAAUGCAUUAUUGUGCACACACUUUCACCUUAAAGCAUUCAAACUUAAAGCUUUUGACGUACCAGGAGAGUAAUGAAUACUGGAGGAAGAGCUUUUCAGUUUCUUCUAAAGCAUGUCACUGUUGUUGCUGUUAAAAAAACUGACUCUUGUGGUGUUUGCACGCUUCAACAGGCCCAGAAGAAAAUGACAUUCAGGUCGCUGAUGAAAGCCAUCAUUAAUAUGCCGCACCACUACCGCUGCCUGUGCGUCAGUCACCUGUUGGGAUGGACUGCUUUCCUCUGCAACAUGCUCUUCUUCACUGACUUUAUGGGACAGGUAAUGAUGCCGCUGUGUCUUCAUGAAUAAAACAAGUUUAGGCUUGACUUGAGCUAUAAGAAUUGAACUAAUAAGUGUCAAGAAACACCACCAUAAGCUUUAGGCAACUAAGAAAGUUUUGUCCUAUUUAAGUCUCCCUCACUGAAAUCUUCCUGCCAUUAUUAGCACUUUGUGGAGAAUUACAGUAAUUGGUGUAAUAAUAGGCAUCAUUCCUCCAACUCUUUUAAUGCUACCUCCUGAACUCUGACAAAUACCUGAUCAUUCUUGCUUUCAGCUCUGUUUCUCAGGCCUAUCAUUAGUUUAAGACUCUUGAUAACACAAUCAAGUCAUUGAAAGACGUAAUCCCAGGCAUUGGCACGAUGUAUUCUCAGUAAUUUAUUCAUUAACUGGGGAAAAUAUUCCUAAUAACACCCCUAUUUAUUUGAAAAAACAUCUAAAUUUUCUUCCACUUUUUGUCAUUCAUUUCUCACACUUAGUGAGCUUAGUAAUGGAGAAAAUUGGAUAUCAAGUUCAAGUGGUGCUUUAGUUCUCCACAGGUAAGCCAGCUGUCUCCUGCACAAUGUUGCAGAUUUUCUCUGAAGAGAUUUCUUAUUUUUCUACUUCAUUCUAAACCUCGUCUUUUCAAUUCGAAGAAGUCAUUUCUGACUCGGGCAACUUAGGGGGUUGUCAUCAUCGCCUGUCACAGAAACAAUCAGGGAUGUCAAUAACUGUGAAACCUAGGGUUAAUGCCACAUAUUGUUGUGAUUGAGAAGACAAAGGGAAACACUGACAAUAUAAAAUAAGCUUGGAAGGACAACAAGCAGCACUACUUUGUUGUUUUCAGGCUGCAUUAUUCCCUGUUUGUGUGGAGGCAGAAAGAGAAGGGAGUGUGAGGGUGAGAGAGAAGUCUACUGUGGUAUGUAAUCUUAUGUUGACAGAUGUUAUAAUGGUGAAUUACCUCCUGUGUCAUGCUGUGAAUUCUGAUUCAAGGGAGCACAGAGCACCAAAACACGCAGCUUAUUGUCACGGCUCAUUGAAACCUGAGGCGCAAACGUGUAAUCUGAAAUUGCAGACAUUGAAAUCCGGGGGAAAAAAGAGUGGGAGGUCAGGAGCACCCCGCUGAGGGAAUCCGCUUCUUUUUAAACACCAGCUAUCAAAGCUACAAAGCUGACAUUUGAGAUCAGUAUUAACCAAUGUGUUUUAUGAUUGCUAACAGGGGUGCAUCAGACUUUUUGUGGUGCCCUAACUGAGGCACAGAGUUAUGCAUGAUGUUAUUAAAUAUAAGUGUACACACGUUUUCAAAUGGCAUUAUUUUACCAUCCCUGUAUGUAAUACUUACCUGACAUGUAUUGGAUUAUCACAAGGAGAGGGGGUGAAUCUGGCUCAGAAGUAGAGGUUUUAAGUACUGGGCUUAUAGUUCGAUCCAGGCUCCUGUGGUGGUAUUCAAGGCAUUGAAUACCAAAUUGGCGAGCCUCUGCCUUCAGUUUGUGAAUGGGUGAAAGUCAUUGACCCUUAAAAGGACAGGAAAAAGCCAUGCACACUUCAACACUUGUGAAGAUGUUUGGACUUUCAGUCAAUUCUACUGAGUUUUUUGAAAAAUGUGAAACUCUUGGAGAGGCCAUGAGGGUUGGUAUUUAAACCGUGACUGUAGCCCUGAAUGACAUGAAUGCUUUUCUUCGAUAGCCUCGGGUAUUUUAAAAGAAAUGUUUUUGGAUCACUGCACUAAAGGGCAACAGAGAAACACCUUGACCGCAUCUUUUCCACACUUGUGCUGCACUCCAAACAACUGUUUCCUAACUCCGUCCAUACCAAUGUAUUGACGUUCUUCCAUUAACCAUUAUUGACUUUCCAAUCACAUGGUAAAGAGCCCUCAGACUCAUACAGUCAAUGUAAUGACAGGUGUUUCUUCGUCUUUGAAGCAGACGCUCAUAGUAAUGGAAACAUCAAUCAGUAUGUUUACAUGUGCAGUUAUGUCAAGCUUGGGGUUUCAGGAUCAAUCCAAGGUUAGGCAGUUUAACUGGACAGCUGUCUUUGUCCCAGUUUACGAGCAAACAGCAGAAUCAAAUUAUUGACAGAAGCAUGUCUCCUUCUGCUACGGUAGAUGACGUCAUGUUCCCUUUCAGCUCGUUACUUCUGGGUCGUCUCACGUUUGACCUGUUACACGCCAAAACAAGCACAUUAACAAGUGGCUGUAGGGAUGUACUCUGAACAAUGAAAGACCGUGACUCUUGCCGCUCUGUAUCUUAUGUAUGUACGAUACAACGGCUGUAUCUGUUUUUCCAUCCCUUCUCUCUCCUGCAAGAAUUUGUUUACCACUCAGCUCCUGAGCCACACACUUUCGAUUUUGAAUGCAAACUCAUUUAAUCGUCAGGCCAAGGCCACUUCUUUGCCUUUUGUGGAUUUGAAAAACUCACCUCUACAUUUUUUUUUCCUUAAUGCAGAUUGUUUACAAGGGAAAUCCUUAUGCAGACCACAACUCAGCCUCCUACGCCAUAUAUGAGAGAGGAGUGGAAGUGGGCUGCUGGGGAUUGUGUAUUAAUGCUGUUUCUUCUGCUCUCUACUCCUGUAAGUGAAGCUGUUUAUAAAGGAAACAGAGUGAGUUUCCUUUUACAUUACCAGGUUAUGCUGUGCUAAUGUAGACUGUGAAACCAUUUACAGAAUAAAGGCUUGUGUUAUAAGAAUCCUUCACCUCUACAUAUAGCUCCCUCCGGCUGUAGCCAUCAGAUAGAUUAAAUGAAAAAGAAAAAAUAGUAAAAGGGAAGAAAUGACUUGAUACGUUUAAGAAAAAACGCAAGGCUCAGCCUCCUGGUGUGAAACUGGCUUUAUUUAUAGUCUGGAGUCUGAGCAAAUAGUCUUUCACCAUGCUUUUCUUUUUACACUGCCACCCUGACAGAGACAGCCUGUCCAGUCACAUCUCCACUCAGCUGUAGAAAAUCUAAUGUGCACUGCAGAGUGUUUUAAACUCUUUAUGAGGUGCAAUAAAAGACAAGGCAGUUCACAAAUAAAAAUAGACCCUUUGUAACUAAGCAUGACGUGUCCGCGCGUGUUUGUGUGUUUUGCAGACGUGCAGCGUUUCCUGCUCCAAUACAUCGGCCUGAAGGGAUUAUACUUUAUGGGCUACUUUGUGUUCGGCUUGGGCACCAGUCUGAUCGGCCUCUUCCCGAACAUCAUCGCCACGCUCGUCCUCUGCAGUGUGUUUGGGGUUAUGUCCAGCACGCUCUACACCAUCCCAUUCAACCUGAUUGCAGAGUACCAGCGUGAAGAGGAGGUACUGGGAUUGUUGACAUGUAGAAAUGCCUUUAAGGGUUAAAAAAACACUGUGUCCAAACAAAAUACGCUCAGGAACAAAGUCAGUGCAGCAACAGCUUAUUUUUGGAGUGAUGGGGGGUAAAAAAAACAAUCCUAAUGAAAGCAGUCUGAGUAAACAUGCCUCCUGUUCACCCUCAGAAAAAUAAACUCCUCCUGCUUUCUAACUUACUUAUUUUCCACAGAAAUUUGGUUUCGAGGAACUACAUGAGUGUGAAUUAACGAUUUAGUGUAAGCCAUUUAAAUUCAAUGUAAAGAAACAACACAGCACUGAAAAUCUCAUUUUAAUGUGAAAGUCAUAAAGAGGAGCUAGAAUACAAAUGAGCAUAUUUCACAAUCACUUAGAAGCUCUUCAUAUGAGCAAUUUCAAUCAAUUUCUCCAAUGCCAGCUUUUUUUUUUUUUUUUUUUGAGAUAAGAGGUCAGGAAUAUAUAGACUGAAACAAAGUCAAUUUGCAAGAAGAUGAGCAUUUGUAACCACUAGACUGUGUAAGAAAAUUAACAGAAGAGCAAUCUCAGAGUUGCUUAUAAUAAACUGACCUUGUAUCUUGUAUCUGUGACACCUUCCGUAAGACAGUCCCCUGUGGAAGAAAGUCUUAUCAUGUAGUCAUUACUACUGCACACAAUAACCAGAUGGCUCCAGUAAAUGAUUGGUACAUACAAACGCCAUGGGAUAUUUCAUUACAGAUGGUCUCAGUGUGAAGACUCAGGUAGUUUCAAUAAGAGAGAACAAAAGGUGUGGUUAUAGAUACGUCUCUUUCAGUGUCUGGCACCCAACUGUUGCUCAAAGUGUGAACAGAUUGUACUUAAUCUUAAAAUGAACUAGAUUUAAUUAAUUGAUUGAUUGAUUUUGACAUCUGCUGGUUCCAGUUUCAUAAAUGUGUAAAUCAGACACUUCUCUUUGUCAUACAGUAUAUAACCAAUAAUUAUAUAAAUAUUUAAAUUAUUAUAAAUUCAAACAGUUUGCUGCACUGUGGGGAGUGUCUGACCAAAUGACUUUGUUAAGAAAUAGUUUGAAAAAGAACAUCAAAGUAAUCGGUAGUAAAUCGAUGAUGAAAGUUUCUGUUGGUUGCGGCCCAGUUGUGCAACUGUUUAAACACUGACAAGUGAAUACAUGGAAAAUCCUCUCUGAUGAUUGUAAAUGGAUCCAUCAUAUGUUUACAUAUGUGAUUCAGAUGCUGGAAAUAUUUCAGUGUUGGCAACGCUGAAGCACUCAAAGUUUACAAAAUGAGGGUGAAACAAAGACACAGGUGAGGGGAUUGACGCCUAUAGUCACCCAGCCUGGUUAUAGCCACACAUUCAAGUAAAAUAAUCACAGGCUUUAAAGUCUAAUUAUGAAGCUGAGCAAUACAAGAGUAUUCUUCUUUUGAAGACUGUGAUGUCCUUCGUUUGUAAAAUUGUUUUAGAGUCUUUUUAAACUCAGCAGACCUUGAAUAAAGGGGUCGUCAUCCUGGCAUGGCUUUUUAAGAACAUUGCACCAUGUUAUAUUCAUUUUUCUUUUUAAAAACUAAUUUCAGACACAAUGUUUUGGCAGAUUUCAUAAAAGAUUGAGAGUAACUUUGAGCCAAAAAAAAAAAAUCAAUUUUAAAGCCUUUGACAAGUGAAAGUUGGGUUGUUUUGCUGCAAGGCAACUCCUGCCAAUUUUAAACUCUUGAAUGAAUAAAUAAACUAGACCUUCAUGUGAUGGUUCUAAAAAGUGCAUUGUAGGUAGACAUAUCUUACAUUACAUGCCUGAUUAAAACAGUUCAAUCUGAACCAGAUAAACAAGGAUACAGCAGUAAUUUAGAUAACCUACGUAUGUGGCAUUAUCAUGAACUAAUCUAUUUCUGUUUGCUCUAGAUCUGAAUCUGUUAACUUGACCAUUGAUCGUUUUCUGCUUUGACGUAAUUUCCCUCCUCUCCUCAAAUUGAUCCCCACACUUCCUGCUGUGCUUCCAGGAACAACUAAAGCUGCAAGGAAACGAUGAAGGUCCGCGAGGCACCGGCGUGGACUGUGCCGCGCUUACCUGCAUGGUCCAGCUGGCUCAGAUUAUCGUGGGGGCGGGGCUCGGCGCUCUGGUCAACAUGGCAGGAAGUGUAAUCGUGGUGGUUGUGUCGGCAUCGACCAUGUCCCUGUUAGGCUGCAUCUUUAUUGCCCUCUUUAUUAAAUAUGUAGAUUGAUUCUGCUCAUAUGAAAUUAUUU